AUGUACAACAAGCUCUCUUUCCAAUAUAACCACCUUGAUGUGGUGAACAAUAAACCUCUCUUCUACUAUUUAGUCAAUUUCUGUUAUAAUACAAUUAUUUUUGUACACUCGGAACUUUGUACAAACUUUCACUUUGUCAAAAUGGCAGCCAUCUUCACAGCAGAUGGCAGUGAAAUUUCAGCUUCGACCUUGAUGGAUAUUUUGCUAAUGAAUGAUUUUAAGCUUGUCAUUAAUAAAAUAACGUAUGAUGUACAGUGCCCCAAGAAAGAGAAACUGAGUAUCAAACCUCGCUCAGAAGCCAAAACCAGUGGACUUUUAUGGACCGGGUUAGCCUUGCUGUCUGUUCAGGGCGGGGCGUUGGCCUGGCUCACUUGGUGGGUGUACUCCUGGGAUAUCAUGGAACCGGUGACAUACUUCAUCACAUUUGCAAAUUCCAUGGUCUUUUUUGCAUACUUUAUCGUCACUCGCCAGGAUUAUACUUACUCAGCUGUUAAAAAGAGGCAGUUUCUGCACUUCUUCCAUAAGAAAUCAAAGAAAGAACAUUUUGAUGUGGUGCAGUACAACAAGUUCAAAGAAGAUCUUGCUAAGGCUACGGAAUCCCUGAAACAGGUGCGCCACUCCCUCUGUUUGCGAAUGCAAGGAGAGGAAGUCAAUGAAAAGAAUUAAUCUUAGAUUUUUAAAUGUCAUUGAAUUUUU
Molecule: messenger RNA, 696 nt
Organism: Mustela erminea (ermine)
Lineage: Eukaryota; Metazoa; Chordata; Mammalia; Carnivora; Mustelidae
Product: calcium uniporter regulatory subunit MCUb, mitochondrial-like
Exons: 1
Coding region: 1-666 (221 amino acids)
Biological process (GO): mitochondrial calcium ion homeostasis; calcium import into the mitochondrion
Cellular component (GO): uniplex complex; mitochondrial inner membrane
Molecular function (GO): calcium channel inhibitor activity
Source: RefSeq, a predicted model, not a curated record